Messenger RNA from Paramecium sonneborni, 2007 nucleotides. The record is from the annotation of a GenBank genome assembly. NCBI's taxonomy places the organism in Eukaryota, Ciliophora, Oligohymenophorea, Peniculida, Parameciidae.
AUGUAAGAAGAAAAUCCAAAUUUCGGUGAUGUCUAAGAUGAUGAAGAUGCUUCAUUCAAUAAUAGUAGAAUUCGUGAUGAAGUUAAUGAAGAGUUUCGAAAAGUCUCUGAAAAUAAAUUAUAAGUAACAAAAGUGAAUGAAGAAAAUAAUAUUUGUACAAUAAAAUUAUCAAGGACUAAAAGUGCUGAAAAAUAAUAGGAUUAUAUGAUUCUAUUAUUAUCAUUACAAGAAAAAGAAUUAUAUAUAAAAUAAGUGAAUUUUAAAGUUGAUAGCUGGAAAGUCUAUGCAGAAAGUGAGAAAUUAACAUAAUUAGUUAAACAAAGUUAACAUAAUACUUUAUUGGAAUUAAUAAAAAGCAUUGUACCAGAGGUCUGCAAUAUUAUAUUAUCUUUUGAUAUACCUAAAAAUAGCGGAAAGAAAUCAGAUAAAUAGGAAUUUGGUAGAGCACAUAUUCAUUCUCAACCUAUUCCUUAUUCAGGAUUUUCUUUAUGUUGUUGGUCUCCUUAAGGUCAUCUCAUAACAGUUCAUAAUACUGCUACUAAUCAUUAAAAAUAAGCUAAAGAUUAAAAGUCUUAGUAUAUUACUUAAUAAGAAUUAAAUUCAUUUGUAUUUUCGCAACCUAAAACAAAACAAUCGAAUUAACAACAAAGACAUGUUGUAGAAAUCAGAGAAGAUGAAGAAAAUCUAUAACCUUUCUUUUAAACUGGUAUAUAAUUGAUUUCAGAAAAAGAAGACGAUGUCUACGAUUAUUUAAAUUUCUAAUUCUACUAUCAUUAUUUUCCUCAAUUUCAUUAAUAGGAAGUACCUAAAGAACAAAAAGUAGAAAAAUUAGCAUUUUAUAAAGAUUACGAAAUUUAUGAUUUAAAUAAUAAUCUUGAUGUCCUUAUUUUAGGAGAACAAUUUAAAAAUUUAUCUAAAAAGGUUUAUGAAUAAUAAGAUAAAAAAACAGUAAUCAAUUAAAAUGUUGAAAUUAGUGUAAACAUUAUUCAUUUAAUUUAGAUAUAUGAUUUUGGUAGUUAUUCUUUCCAUGUUGAUAAUAUAUCACAAUUGCAUGAAUAUUUUAUUAGUCAUAUGAAAAAGAAAAAUAAUAAUGCUAAUAUUAAUAAUCCAUUAAAAAUCUUAUAUCAACCAUUAGAAGAAUAUUUCAAAUUAUAUGAUUCAAGCAUUUCCAGUUUUAUUCUAACUAGUGGUGUAACAUGUAAUUAAAUAAUUAAUUUAAUUUAGUGGAUCUGUAAGAAUAUAAUAUGAAAAUUUUAAAAAUAUUAUCUGAUUGUAUUUAUCAACAAUAAUAAAAGAAAGUUUUAUCUCAAGAAAUGAAUCUAAUCAAAGACUUUUAAGAAUAUUUCAAAAAAUUAUGGAAUUCCUAAUAUCAGAUUUAUAAAUUGUAUGAUCAGAUAGCUUAUUCAAUAAAAAAAAGUAAUUUAAGAAAUACAAAAAAAUUAUUAGAGUGUGUUUAUUAAUUGAAAUUGGAAUCAAAUAUUGAAAUGAACGAUUAAAUAAAAGAUCUUAUAAAAGAUGAAAUCAAUAAAUACAAUAAUAAUUAAUCAAAUCCAAAAUUAUUUGUUCAAGGAACAUAAAGUGUUUCAACAUAUGAUAAUUUUUAGAAGAUAUUAAACGAAUAACGUAUUUAUAUAAUAUGGAAUGAACUCAAUAAUUUUCCGCUAAUAGUAAGUGAUAAGGUAGAGUUUAGCAAAUUGAAUGUUCUUAAGACAGCAUUAAGAGCUUAGAGUCCUAUAAACUUUUGCAUUUAUAAGAAAUUAAAAUCAUCUAGUUAUUAGGUUGCUAAUUUUCGAGAUAAGCUAAAUAAUGAAAUUUAUAAUUAGGGACCCUUAUAAUUAGGAAAUGUUAAGUAAAAUUAAAAUAAGGCAAUUUGUUCUAUCUGUCAAUAAGUUAUUACAAGUCAUGGAUUAUUUUGUAGUUCAUGUUAACAUGGUGGCCACUAUGAACAUAUGUUAUAAUGGAAAUAGACAUGUCCAGUUUGUGAUUGUGAUUGUAGAAAAUGAUAAU